AUGGCACAGAGAGAGGAGAAGCAGCUGGAGUUGACCCUGGAGGCACUCAUCAGUCAAGUGGCKGACCUGAAGAACUCCUUGGUCAGUUUUAUCUACAAGCUGGAGAAUGAGUAUGACCGACUCACAUGGCCUUCAGUUCUGGAUAGCUUUGCRUUGCUCUCAGGACAGCUGAACACCUUGAAUAAAGUGCUAAAGCAUGAGAAGACACCACUAUUGCGGAACCAGGUGAUCAUCCCCCUGGUGCUGUCUCCAGACCGCGAUGAGGAGAUCAUGCGGCAGACAGAGGGGCGUGUGCCCGUGUUCAGCCACGAAGUUGUGCCCGACCAUCUUCGAACUAAGCCCGACCCUGAGGUGGAGGAGCAGGAGAAGCAGCUGAUCACAGAUGCAGCUCGAAUUAGCCCUGAUGCAGCACAGAAGCAGAUCCAAAGUCUGAAUAAAAUGUGCUCAAAUUUGCUGGAGAAAAUCAGUAAGGAGGAGCGUGAAUCUGAAAGUGGAGGUUUACGACAGAACAAGCAGACCUUCAACCCUGCMGAUACCAAUGCACUGGUAGCAGCUGUGGCCUUUGGGAAGGGGCUGUCAAACCGGAGACCCCCAGGCUCUGGGCCAUCUGUCCAGUCAGGCCAGCCAGGAGCUGGUGCCAUCAUUGCAGGUGCUUCAGGCAUGCAGCAGGUCCCAAUGACAGGUGCACCAGCUCAGCAGCAGCCAAUGCUGGCAGGAGUGCAGAUGGCACCAGCAGGACAGCCAGGAAAAAUGCCAAGUGGCAUAAAAACAAAUAUAAAAUCUGCCUCAAUGCAUCCAUAUCAGAGAUGAGCUGAGAAGAACCAGACCCGGGGARCUGCAACAUUUGUUACUGCUGCAGGCCCUCCACCUGGAUUCCUUGUAGGACUUCCAAGUCCUUCCCAUAUCCCCACAGCACAUCCAGGAAGCUAGGAGUUAUAGGGCCCUUCCCUGAGUUUUGUUUAGUGCUGGAUAACUUGUGUGGGGCUGCUGGUGACCUUGUUUCCUGGACACAAGURCUUCUCUGUUCAGCCAGAGCAGAGGAUUUUCCUUCUGGUAUUGRUGCCAUCUUCUCCAGGUCUGGCCUGGAGAAUAACUACCCUUUCCUGAGCCAGAACCCGAAGAGCUGCACCGAGCUCCUUGUUUCUGCUUGUUCACUUGGUAUGUUCUUUCUUUACUCCCUCCUGUU
This is a messenger RNA of Malurus melanocephalus (red-backed fairy wren), 1186 nucleotides long. RefSeq names its product mediator complex subunit 8 (gene MED8). Gene Ontology annotation, biological process: regulation of transcription by RNA polymerase II. The record is from RefSeq and is a predicted model, not a curated record. Gene Ontology annotation, molecular function: transcription coregulator activity; RNA polymerase II cis-regulatory region sequence-specific DNA binding. Gene Ontology annotation, cellular component: core mediator complex; mediator complex. The transcript is spliced from 7 exons. Bases 1 to 810 code for a protein of 269 amino acids. Lineage: Eukaryota; Metazoa; Chordata; Aves; Passeriformes; Maluridae.